This is a messenger RNA of Neltuma alba, 3614 nucleotides long. RefSeq names its product pentatricopeptide repeat-containing protein At1g51965, mitochondrial-like. The coding region runs from base 340 to 2358 and encodes 672 amino acids. The record is from RefSeq and is a predicted model, not a curated record. Lineage: Eukaryota; Viridiplantae; Streptophyta; Magnoliopsida; Fabales; Fabaceae. The transcript has 4 exons. Gene Ontology annotation, molecular function: protein binding.
AACGAGUUUACGACAGCCGAAAGCGCUGGAGCAGCAGCGGCGCGGCGCCUUCACCAGCGAGCCGAGCAGCAACCACAGCGCGAAGCCGUGCUUCUUCUUCUCUAUCUCGGCCUCUCCCCUUCUCCCCUUGCUGGCGUCGACCAGUGUCCAGCACUCGAGCGACCGCGACCACAUCCUCCUCCUCGAUCUCUUCCUGGGUAUUUGGGCAAGAAUGAGGUGAGAAAGUCAAGGAUUAGGGAGUUCGGUGCAACAAUGUCAGCAUCAACUGAGAAUUGACAGAGAAGAGGGAAUUGGCACUGAAGGUUACGGCAGUGAUGGGGGUUAUUGACAUGAAGAAUAAUGAAUAAGCUUUUAGCUAGAUAUACAUCGAUUUUGCUUCAUCAACACUAUAUACCACGUGUUCAUCUCCAUCAAGUGAUACGACUCAGACUCCGCCACUUUGCCACUAGGUACACAGCAAAGAUCACCUCCACCUCUUCAACAGGUCGGUCUCUUGCCGCUGAGGUUACUGGGCCGCCACCACUUUCAGUUGACAAUAGAGGGUAUCUACUUCCUCGUUAUGACCUAAUUUGUAAAGCAACAAAAAUUCUCCUUCGUCAGCUCCCACAAUCCACAUCCACAACUCUAUCUUUUGAUGACCCUUUUUCAGAUCUCUCUGAUUACCUACACUCACUCUCUAUAACUCUCACCCCCUUGGAAGCAUCUGAAAUUCUCAAAGCAUUGAAAACCCCUUCACUUGCCUUGAGGUUUUUCCAGUUUUGCUCUUCCCUUUACCCAAAUUUCCGUCAUGAGUCCUUCACCUACAACCGUCUCUUCCUCAUCCUCUCAAAGUCAACCUCACCUCACCGUUUUGAUCAGGCCCGUUCAAUCAUUGAUGAUAUGCUUCAACAUGGAGUACGUGGCUCCAUCUCUACCAUCAAUAUCUUGAUUGGGUUCUUUGGAACUGGUGAGGACUUAGAGAGGUGUCUUGGAUUGGUGAAGAAAUGGGAUUUAAGACUGAAUGCCUACACUUACAAAUGUUUGCUUCAGGCAUACUUGAGGUCCUAUGAUUCAGGCAAGGCUUUAGAUGUAUAUAUGGACAUGCAACGGCGUGGUUAUAAGUUGGACAUUUUUGCAUAUAACAUGCUUUUGGAUGCUUUGGUCAAGGAUGAGAAGGUGAACCAAGCAUACAAGAUAUUUGAAGACAUGAAACGGAAGCAUUGUGAGCCUGAUAUGUUCACAUACACCAUUAUGAUCAGAAUGACCGGCAAAAUUGGUAAAACUAAUGAGUCAAUAGCCCUUUUUCAGGAAAUGUUGAAUAAGGGUUGCACUCUUCAUUUGAUUGCUUAUAACACUAUGAUUCAGGCACUUGCUAAGGGCCGGAUGGUUGACAGGGCCAUCCAACUCUUCUCAAAAAUGAUGGAGAAUGAUUGUCAGCCCAAUGAAUUCACAUACAGUGUGCUUUUGAAUGUUCUAAUUGCUGAAGGGCAACUAAGUAAACUUGACACUGUUUUGAAGUUAUCGAAGAAAUAUCUGAAUAGGAAAAUAUAUGCAUAUCUUGUAAAGACUCUAUGCGAAUUGGGCCAUUUAAGUGAGGCUCACAGGAUAUUUUGCAACAUGUGGAGCUUUUUUAAUGAGGGUGACAAGAAUGCUUGUAUGGCCAUGUUGGAGAGUCUAUGCUGCUCUGGUAAAACAAUGGAGGCUAUAGAGCUUCUAAAUAAAAUUCAUGAAAAGGGCAUCAGUACUGAUACAAUAAUGUAUAACACGGUAUUCACAGCUCUUGGAAAAUUGAAACAAAUAUCACACAUUCAUGAUCUUUUUGAAAAGAUGAAACAAGAUGGACCUCUGCCUGAUAUAUUUACCUACAAUAUCCUGAUUGCCAGCUUUGGAAGGGCUGGAAGAAUUGAUGAUGCUAUUAAAAUUUUUGAGGAACUGGAGACUAGCACUUGUAAACCUGAUGUUAUCUCUUAUAACUGCUUGAUUAAUUGCCUUGGUAAAAAUGGGGAUCUUGAUGAAGCUCACAUGAGGUUUAUAGAGAUGCAAGAGAAAGGAUUAAAUCCGGAUGUUGUCACUUAUAGCACACUUAUUGAAUGCUUUGGCAAGACAGAUAAAGUUGAGAUGGCUAGUAGAUUGUUUGAUGAAAUGCUUGCUAAAGGAUGCUCUCCUAAUAUUGUCACGUAUAAUAUCUUACUUGACUGUCUUGAAAGGGGUGGGAGAACUGCCGAGGCUGUGGAACUUUAUGCAAAACUUAAGCAGCAAGGAUUGACCCCAGAUUCAAUUACUUAUGCAGUUCUUGAACGGUUGCAAAGUGGUGGGCACAGGAAGUUUAGAGUUCGUAGGCAAAAUCCUAUCACUGGCUGGGUUGUUAGCCCUUUAUGAAGGUGCAUGCAACAAAAUUUUAUUGUCAAUUGUGGGUUGCUUCUGGACAUUUUUGGGGCUGUGUGCUAAAUCUAUAGCUUUGUAGUUGAUCUAGAAGCUAAAUUAGUAUGGCCAUUUGAUAAUGGGAGCGUCAAGAGGAAUUUAUGCUGGAUGACUGGGGAAUUUUCUACUUCUCCAUUGCAUUUGGAUGUGCCACUUGCCAGGCAUUUGCUCUUUGUUCUACAAGCUGAUUUUGGUUGUCAAGCAAGGUAAAGAUCAUUACUCUUCCUAAUGGCGAAUGAUUAAGAAAGGGAAAAGAGAAUCUGGAGUGAUAUGGUCGAUGGUGGCAGGUAAUCAUUUGUAAAUUACAAAUAAAACCAUCUGUUUAAUUAUGUCUUUAUUACCAUUUACUUUAUUGUUCUCUGCAUGUGUUUAGUCGUAACUUUCUAGGGGGCAUGGGGAAUAAAAUUUUUACUAUUUCUUUUUUUCCCGUGCCUUUAAUUCUAUCGGUACUACAUCAGUGUUCUUAUUAUAAACACUAAUAUUUUUUUGUUCUUUUACCACCACGGUAUUAUGUAUGUGAGGGCUGUUUACUUAUAUUAGUAAUUAAGUUUUUUUAUAUCAAGCAUUUUGACUAUGAUUUGGCCAUUUGGUUUUCCUUAGUCUGCGUUUGGUAUGCACGGAGAUAAAGGAGAAUGGGAGAGGAAAAAAUGGAGUAAUUUAGGUAUAUGUUUCCCAGAUUUCCAUCGAACUUCCUUGCAGUUGUAGGAAUCUGCCUUCCCUCUGCUCAAUGGAAUGGACCAUUUCUCCUGGGAGAAGUAAAAAGACCAUCUUGCCCCUCUCAAAUCCCUCCUCUACAAUUGAACUUUCUACCUUCCUACCUCAUCCUUCUUGAGCCGAUGGAGCUUCAUCUUCCACCAGAGUUCAUAACUUCGACGGAGAAGAGGCCUGGUGCUUUGCCUGUAGAGUAUGUUGGGUUGGGGUCACUUUUUUAAAAUUAGAAGGCUCUAGAGGCAUAGUACAUCUAGCUUCAGUUCUCAUAUAUAUAGUUAUCAUCCUUUUUUAUCUUCAUUGGUUUGAAAUCUCACAAAAUCUGAGCUUGGGUCGCUUUUCUUUUUCGAACUUGCUAUGUUCUGACUGCAUUUGGGUUUUACCCCAUUUGAAUCACUGGGAUUUUGAUCUUUGCUUUUUAUAUUGGGUCAUAUGAUGGCGGAUGAUGCACCUUUAGAUUAUGCUUCAAUUCAAGUUUGCUGCAACCAAAAGAGGUUAGCUUUGAU